AUGUCUUCAUCCGAAGAUGAUGUUGCGCGUGAAAGUAAUAGUAACGUAUUUCAAAUCAAAUCAGAGAUCCUUAGAACCAAAUCAUACGGCACAUCAUCUCCGAAUACAUCAUUUGGAGACACAGUCACUGCGUCCGAUUUCAAUGCGACUAAAAUGACACUAACUUACACUGACGUGGAUCAAUUUAAAAAAAUAGCUAUGGCUGCUACCCCUUUGCCGCUAUCUCCACGUCGAAAACGAGCAACAACAGACGAAACAGAGGAAAAUGAAAAGUUGUCCAAGCUAGAGCUGCAACGGUUAGUUUUGCCAGAGCAGCUACAGACCACCCGAGUCCAAAAUCCUGAAGAAACAAAGAAAAUAUUGUCGAAUAAACAAAGGCAAUCCAGAAAAAUCGAAAGACUAAAAAAAUGUGAAUCAGAAUCUUGCAAUUUAUUGAGGCCCAGCUGUUCCUCUCAAACUACUACAUUAUUGUCAGGGUCAGAAUCUGACCCCUCAAAAUAUCAAUUCUCUUCAGAUGACGAUUUUAUCAAUCCAGACUUACCCUCUACCUCAAAAAACACUCAAAUGAGAACAAAGUUUUCUACGUUAGGUCUUGUAUGCGAUAAAUAUGGUAUAUCUGAUCGAUCAGCUGCUGUGAUUGCUAGUGCAGUAUUAAAAGAUGUAAGAAUAAUUACCACAGAAGAUCAGUCGAAAAUAGUUGACAAAAAAAAACUUUACUGA
This is a messenger RNA of Psylliodes chrysocephalus, 720 nucleotides long. The record is from the annotation of a GenBank genome assembly. Lineage: Eukaryota; Metazoa; Arthropoda; Insecta; Coleoptera; Chrysomelidae.